AUGAGUCACCCAACAGAGAUGAAGGGGGGACCGUUAGAGGACGAUGAUGCGCAACUGGCGGCCAUGGGCCAUAAGCCAGAGCUGAAGCGUCAAUACUCCAUGUGGUCGAUGCUGGGACUUGCUUUUGCGGUGCUCAAUUCAUGGACUGCUCUUUCUGCUAGCUUGUCGAUUAGUCUCUCAUCCGGAGGAAGCACGAGUGUUAUUUGGGGCCUCGUCACGGCAGGAUUCUGCAACCUGUGCAUUUCUGCCUCCCUCGCGGAAUUCCUUUCUGCUUAUCCCACUGCCGGUGGUCAAUAUCACUGGGUCGCCGUCAUCGCAUGGCCAAAGUGGGUGCCUAUUCUCUCAUGGAUUACUGGUUGGAUUAAUGUCGCGGGUUGGGUCGCCCUCGUGGCUACCAACUCGCUUCUAUCGAGUCAACUCAUCGUUGGAUGUAUUUCGGCCAUGCAUCCCAAUUAUGUUGCGCAGCGAUGGCAUGAAUUCCUCAUUUACAUCGGACUGACACUGGGAGCAUUCGUCAUUAAUGCUUUCAUGAACUCAAUUCUGCCCAUGAUUUACCGCGGUGCCUUCUCUUGGUCCAUCGGUGGAUUCGUGGUUGUCUCCAUUACAGUUCUUGCAUGCGCCUCGCCUGACUUCAACUCGGCCUACUUUGUGUUCUGUAAUUUUGUGAACACCACCGGAUGGCCUGACGGCGUUGCAUGGAUGCUGGGUUUGCUUCAAGGAGGACUUGGUGUCACUGCAUUUGACGCCGUGGUUCACAUGAUUGAGGAGGUUCCAAACCCUUCUAUCGAAGGACCCAAGAUUAUGGUCUCAUGUGUUGGCAUUGGAACCUUCACCGGAGCGAUCUUCUUGAUGGUCCUGCUAUUCGUGGCUGGCGAUAUGGAUACAAUCACUACUUCUGCUGCUGGCCCGAUGCUUCAAAUUUUCAUUGAUGCCACCAAGAAUACCGCUGGUGCAAUCUGUCUUUUGAUGUUACCUCUCGUGUGCCUGAUCCUCGCCAUUCUUAGCGUGAUGACUACCAGCAGUCGCAUGAUUUUCGCUUUCGCUCGCGAUGGCGGUCUUCCUGCUUCUCGUUUCUUUGCCCAGGUUCACCCGACACUCAAGCUUCCCUUGAACGCGCUUCUCUUGACUGUUGUCGUUGUCAUCAUCUUUGGCUGCAUCUUCUUGGGGUCUUCAAGUGCCUUCAACGCUAUCAUUGCCGCCGCCGUUGUGUCUCUUGAUCUAUCCUACGCCAUGCCCAUUCUCGUCAACUGCUUGCAGGGCCGACGAGCCCUCCCGGAGAGGAAGUGGAAGCUUCCUAACUCCGUCGGAUGGUUUGUGGAUAUCAUUUCUCUCACAUACAUCGCCCUCACGACCGUCCUCUUCGUGUUCCCUCCUUCCAAUACUGUUACUGGCAGCAGCAUGAACUAUGCUAUUGCUGCGUUCGCGGUUAUCAUCAUUAUCUCUGUCUUCCAGUGGUUCAUUGAUGGACGCAAGAACUUUACAGGUCCCCGCGUGGAUGUGACCCUUGAUGCGCUGGACACUGAGCCUACUCGCGAGGAGGAGCCUACAGUCCACGAGAAAUAA
Molecule: messenger RNA, 1563 nt
Organism: Penicillium subrubescens
Lineage: Eukaryota; Fungi; Ascomycota; Eurotiomycetes; Eurotiales; Aspergillaceae
Exons: 18
Coding region: 1-1563 (520 amino acids)
Biological process (GO): transmembrane transport
Cellular component (GO): membrane
Molecular function (GO): transmembrane transporter activity
Source: RefSeq, a predicted model, not a curated record